AGAACCGCACCUGUCCAUCCAUCUCAUCUCACCUCACUCACACUACUACUGAUAUCAGCUAGGAGUACUCGAGUUCACUAGCUACCAGUUCGCUUCCUUCCUUCGGCACCAGACUCUCUCCCACGAAGAUGCCUACGGUGACCCGUGCCUACCUCGACCAGAGGCUCGCCGUCGCCAACCGCUGCUCCAAAGAGGCUGCCAUGGCUGGAGCCAAGGCCGCGGCCGUCGCCACCGUCGCUGCCGCAGUCCCCACUCUGGCGAGCGUGAGGAUGCUGCCGUGGGCGAGAGCGCACCUGAACCCCACCGGGCAGGCCCUCAUCAUCUCCACCGUCGCCGGGAUGGCCUACUUCAUCGUGGCCGACAAGACCAUCCUCUCCAUGGCCAGGAAGCACUCCUUCCAGAACGCGCCGGACCACCUCAAGAACACCUCCUUCCACUGAUUAGGCAGUAGAUCCUGUAGUAUAAUGUCUGCUGAAUCCACCAUGGGUAGUGCGCAAUAAACUUCACGCCGACCCGUACGGCCGUACGUGUCUGCUGAAUGAUACAGUAGUAUAAUGUUCAGCGAGAGAGGCGAGGCGAUGCAGAUCAGGCCUUGCGCUUCUAUCCGUGCAAGCACUUAUCGGAUGAUGAAGUUACCAUGUAACCCAGCCAGUAUUUUCUUGAAUUAAUGAAUACCAGUAUUUGUACAAUUCUGGUUCAUCUGCCA
Messenger RNA from Triticum aestivum (bread wheat), 706 nucleotides. Its product is annotated as early nodulin-93. The coding region runs from base 129 to 440 and encodes 103 amino acids. NCBI's taxonomy places the organism in Eukaryota, Viridiplantae, Streptophyta, Magnoliopsida, Poales, Poaceae. The record is from RefSeq and is a predicted model, not a curated record. The transcript is spliced from 3 exons.